GCGCGAGCCUGGCGGGUCAGACGCGAGUGGCAGACGCGCGGUGCGGGCGCUCCGGCCGUGCCCGGCGGGGCCCACGCGGCUGCCCCGCGCCCAGCGCGGCCCGGGUAGGCGACGCAGGGGCUGGGUCGGCCCGGCCAUGCCGCUGGAGGCGGAGGACGCGCUGUACGUGGCGCUGGAGCUGGCCAUCGCCGCGCUGUCGGUGGCGGGCAACGUGUUGGUGUGCGCGGCCGUGGGCACGUCGAGCGCGCUGCAGUCGCCCACCAACUACUUCCUGGUGUCCCUGGCGGCGGCCGACGUGGCGGUGGGCCUGUUCGCCAUCCCCUUUGCCAUCACCAUCAGCCUGGGCUUCUGCACCGACUUCCACAGCUGCCUCUUCCUCGCCUGCUUCGUGCUCGUGCUCACGCAGAGUUCCAUCUUCAGCCUCUUGGCCGUGGCCGUCGACAGGUACCUGGCCAUCCGCGUCCCGCUCAGGUAUAAGAGUCUGGUCACUGGGACUCGAGCGAGAGGAGUCAUUGCUGGCCUCUGGGUCCUUGCCUUUGGCAUCGGAUUGACUCCGUUCCUGGGGUGGAACAAGAACACUGCCGCCAAAAACUGCACGGAGCCCUGGGAUGGAAGCACAAACGAAAGCUGCUGCCUUGUCAAGUGUCUGUUUGAGAACGUGGUCCCCAUGAGCUACAUGGUGUAUUUCAACUUCUUCGGGUGCGUCCUGCCCCCGCUGCUCAUAAUGCUGGCGAUCUACGUCAAGAUCUUCACGGUGGCCUGCAGGCAGCUUCAGCGCACGGAGCUCAUGGACCACUCCAGGACCGUCAUCCAGCGGGAGAUCCACGCUGCCAAGUCCCUGGCCAUGAUCGUUGGCAUUUUUGCUCUGUGCUGGCUGCCGGUACAUGCCAUUAACUGUGUCACUCUCUUUCAGCCAGCUCGGGCUAAGGAUAGGCCCAAGUGGGCCAUGAACACGGCCAUCCUCCUGUCACAUGCCAACUCUGUGGUCAAUCCCAUUGUCUAUGCCUAUCGCAACCGAGACUUCCGCUAUACUUUUCACAAAAUCAUCUCCAGGUAUGUGCUCUGCCAGACAGAUGUCCUCAAGAGUGGGAAUGGGCAGGCAGGGGCACAGCCUGCCCUCGAUGUGGGCCUAUGACCGAGGGCCCGGCCUCUUCCGGAAGGCACACGUUCACAACACACAAAGGGAUGGGACACGACCGGCUGAAACCCGUUGUUAAGACAGCUACGCCUUGUGGGUGGGCUGCCUCUGCUGAGUGAUGACCACAGACCUAGCUAAUAUGCACGUUAUUAGUCGGCGCCAAAGGUUCACAGAUGUAUUUCUGGUUCUUUCUGGCUGCUCUGUGUGGAUGAUGCCGAUGGCCUGAAUGGAUUGUAAAAGACUGUUUUGUUUUUUUAAGAGUCUGCCUCUUUCAUGGUAGAAAAUGAAACUAUUUUACUGUGAAACACUGUGAACUGUUAUUUUUUUUUUAACUUAGAGGCAGUGAAAGAAUAAAAGUUGAAUGUACUAAAAAUAGAUACUUGUUCCUAGGAAGGUGACCAGGAAAAUUAAAAGUAAUUCUUCAGUCAACAAACUGCUCUAUUUAUUUGGGGAAGUGCUACUCUUGUAAGUUCGUAAGCAGGAUAGCAUUCUGUGGUAACAUUCUUUUCCAUGUACUGCAAACCACCCUGGAGGAAGAAACUGGAGAGAUGGGAUCCCUCCUGUUCCCUGACUGCAUCUGCCCCUUCUCCAGUUAGGUAGCCAGGUGUCUUUCUCUACCAAGCUGAAGUUCCGCCACGAACUUCAAGUUGCUGGAGCCCAAGUGUGAAAAUUUUCAUAAGUAAAAAUCAUACAACUGUGUACGUCUAUUAGGUGAAAUAAAAAUAAAACUUCCCAACAAGCUUAGGGUGCUGCAUU
Molecule: messenger RNA, 1894 nt
Organism: Ailuropoda melanoleuca (giant panda)
Lineage: Eukaryota; Metazoa; Chordata; Mammalia; Carnivora; Ursidae
Gene: ADORA2B
Product: adenosine A2b receptor
Exons: 2
Coding region: 137-1135 (332 amino acids)
Biological process (GO): G protein-coupled adenosine receptor signaling pathway; vasodilation; adenylate cyclase-activating G protein-coupled receptor signaling pathway
Cellular component (GO): plasma membrane
Molecular function (GO): G protein-coupled adenosine receptor activity
Source: RefSeq, a predicted model, not a curated record